Messenger RNA from Tachyglossus aculeatus (Australian echidna), 6106 nucleotides. RefSeq names its product ataxin 7 like 1 (gene ATXN7L1). The coding region runs from base 72 to 2711 and encodes 879 amino acids. The record is from RefSeq and is a predicted model, not a curated record. NCBI's taxonomy places the organism in Eukaryota, Metazoa, Chordata, Mammalia, Monotremata, Tachyglossidae. The transcript is spliced from 12 exons.
CCGCGGUGUGCCGUGUCCGGUGCCGUCCCCUCCCCUCCCGCCGGAGCCCUCAAUGUCGGAACGUCCCGAAGAUGACGUCGGAGCGUCGUCGAGCCCCGUGUCUGUCGCCCAACGCCGCCGCCGCCGCCGCCGCCGCCGCCGCCGGCAAGAGGCACCAAGAAGGAAGAGCAAUGGCGACACCGGAUCGCAAAGUGCCCAGUCCGGAGGCCUUCCUGGGCAAGCCCUGGGCCUCCUGGAUCGACGCCGCCAAACUACACGGCUCCGACAAUGUGGAUGUGGACGAGGCCGCAAAAGAGGGCGGAAAAAGCAGGGAGGUGAUGAGGCUUAAUAAAGAAGAUAUGCACUUGUUCGGCCACUACCCCGCGCACGACGAUUUCUACUUGGUGGUGUGCAACGUGUGCGGUCAAGUGGUCAAGCCCCAGGUGUUCCAGUCGCACUGCGAAAGAAGGCACGGUUUGAUGUGUAAGGCUUGCCCCUCUCCAGUGUCUCCGCCUUCCAACUCGAGGACGUCACUAGUCCAGGUGAAAUCCAAAUCCUCCGUCAGCGGCCCUAACCCUGUCAGCAACAACUCAAAGCCAUUCAGAACGCCCAAAGACAAUCUUCUUACCUCCAGUAGCAAACAGCACACAGUUUUUCCUCCGAAAGCGUCGAGGGAUAAACCAUGCGUUCCAGUGCCCGUAGUCAGUUUAGAGAAAAUUCCUAACCUGGUGAAGGCCGAUAGUGCCAACGUCAAAAUGAACGCGACCGCCACCCCCGCGGCUCCCUCCUCCUCCUCCUCCUCCUCUUCCUCCUCCUCCUCCUGCUCCUCCAACCCCUCGCCCGCCCUCGCGGCCCCACUGGGUGCCAAGCCUGUCCUCCUGCCCAGGCCGGUGCCCCCGUCGCCGGAGAAGGUCCUGAACGGCAGGGGUGGUGCGACCCCCGCCUUAGACAGGAAGCACCAGAACGGCACCAAGGGCAACAAACCGUACAAGAGGCUGGCAGAGCGAGAAUUUGACCCAAAUAAGCACUGUGGAGUGUCGGACCCCGAGACCAAGAAACCUUGCACCAGAUCCCUCACCUGCAAGACACACUCGCUGAACCACCGGCGGGCAGUUCCGGGCCGGAAGAAGCAGUUCGACAUCCUGCUGGCCGAGCACAAGGCCCGCUCCAGGGAAAAAGAGGGUUCCAAAGACAAGGAGCAUCUCCUGCCGCCGCCACCGCCGCCGGCGGGGCCGGGGACCAGAGACGCGCACCAGAGCCAGCCGGUCCCGGGGCCGGACCCUCUCGCGGGAGCCGCCUCCACCUCCGGGCCGGAACCUAAAGUAGCGUCUCCCGCAAAAUCUAGACUGCCCAAUUCCGUACUUCCUCGACCAUCAUCCGCCAACAGCGUCAACGGCUCCAGCUCCUCGACCCACGGCGGCUUCGGCCCCGAGCUGCCCCUGCCCUCCCUGGGCCGCGACCUAGCCAGCCGGCUGUCCAGCGACGAGGGCGACACGGAGGGAACUGACGAGGCGGAGAAGCUGGACUGCCAUUAUUCCACGCAUCACCCCAAAUCGUUUGGGUUCUGCUCGUUCGGGAGCCGGCUCAUGGGCCGCGGCUACUACGUGUUCGACCGCAGAUGGGACCGGUUCCGACUCGCCCUCAACUCCAUGGUGGAGAAACACUUGAAUUCCCAGAUGUGGAAGAAGAUCCCCCCCGCGGCCGACAGCCCGAUGCCUUCGCCGUCGGCGCCCCUGCCCACCCCCGGCGCAGCCUCCUCCGUCCUGCAGCCGUUCAGCAGCCCCACUGCCGCCUACCUGUCCCCCGCGCCCGUCAGCGCCCGGAUCACCUCUCCGUACCUGAUGGCGCCCGGCGGGCUUGCCGGAGCCCCCUUCGGCACCCCCUCGGACGCGGGCGCCCUCGGACCCCACCCGGCGGCCUUCCCGCAGGCGGCCGCCGCCUCUCUGGGCAUCCUGGACUGCGCGUUCAAGGCCCCGGCCGCCGUGGCCCCCGUCCCGGCCGCGGCCCCCUCCCCGUCCCACAAGCCAUCCUCGAAAACCAAAACCAGCAGAUCCUCAAAAGUCAAGGACCCGGCCUUCCACGGCGACGAGGCCGCGGGCGGCAAAAAGCGCAAGCCACCGCCGCCGUCCCCCUCGCCCUCCCCCUCGCCCUCCCCCUCGCCGUCCCCGUCCCCGUUUUCAGGGCCCCACAGGAAGAACUGCGUCUUGAACCCCAAUUCCACCUUGAACUCGUUCCCGGCCCCGUGCUCCUACAACAGCCUGUCCGCGCACAGCGCCAACAACGGGACCGGCGCCCUCAGUGCCAAGCUGGAGCCCCCGGGGCGGACGGCGGCCCUCUCGGGCGGCUCCUCGGACUCGGCCCUCCGACGCCUGGGCCCGGGCGGGGGCGGCGGGGCGGUGGAGGCCUGCAACCUCGCCCUGGCCGCGCACCACGCCGUGACCUCGCUGCCGCUGGCUUUCGACAAGGCGGAAGGCAAGAAGCGGAAGAACUCGAGCGCGAGCGGCAAGGCCUGUAAGAUCGCCAAGAUGGCGGGCAUGAACAGCGUUCAUCGGAAGAGCCCCUCCAGCCUUAUCUCGCCAGUGCCAGACCCCGCGAACAGCUCCGUCCCUCGGCAGGUUGGAAAAAACAGCAGUGUAGCUUUCUCCCAAUCCAGCACGUCCAGCACGUCCAGCCUGGGACACAACCGGCAGAAGACUUCGAACCGGACCGGCAGAAUCAGGACUCUUCCAUGAAGCAGCCAGGACCGGUCUCCGGUUCCAGCUCGCCCGUCCCCGUCCCACCUCCCCCGCCCCCACCCCCAGAUGGCCGCGGCGGCAUUACUGCCCGGGCCCAAAGGCGGCCCUGACCUUCUCUUCAGCCUGUGGUUCAUAAAGGGAAAAAGUGAAUUUAAGGUUUUCAGAAAACUGUACGAGCCGUUUGUUUCCAUUGUUCGCUCGCGCCGCCCGCCCCUUUGGACUCUCUUCUCUGGACGUUGCCGGCUCCUCGGUGCCGUCCGAGUGGCGAGCCGGCUUUCGAAAAAGGAGGACUCCUGCCCGGCCUCUUCCUCCCCGGGGAAGCCGGGACCCGGCCUCUCCCGCGGCCCUCCGCCGCUCCUCGCCUUCGACCGCUCCCUCAGCCUCUUCCGCGGCUUCUCCUGCGGCCUCCUCCUCUCCUCACUUUGGACCUCGCCUUCAGCCUCUCCCAUAACCUCUCCCACGUGCUCACUUCUGACCUCCACCCCCCUCCCCCUGCCUCUCCUCCGGCCUCAAGGGCUCCCUUCACCCCCUUGGCCCUUCCCACCGUGGGCACAGAGGAGUCCCGGCCUCCUCCGGCAGUUUGGAGCGGAGGCCGGGCACCCGGGGCCCUCCGGUCGGGUUUCUCAAUCCGGAUUUCAGCUUCCCAUCGGGGCCGCGGGUGUCAUCUGCCGCUUCCGGGAGCCCUGUGGGAUCCCAGCCGCCGUAGGAGGGCAAGGAACGGGGCUCUGCCCGGGUGAUCUGGGGGAGGGCUGGAAAGGUGGCAGGAGGGUGACGAGCCGGGGUGGAGAAGCGAGGCAACGGGCGGGUGGGCUCAUACCACUUGGCCCCCUUCCCCAGGCAGGCCUCCCUGGUUUUCCCACCGCUUCAUGCUGGUGCCCAGGACCCCAGACCCCUGGGUGGGAGGGGAGGAGGCCGACGGGUUCUGUGGGCGGGGAUUUGAGGUUGGUGAGUUCCCAGCUCCAGUUCCAUCUUCGCGCCCCCGCAGGGGACGGGGGAGGCCAGGGGGAGGACGCAGGAGUUAGCGGGGAGUCUGGGCAGGGGAGAGGGGCUAUUUGGUUUGCCCCAAUGCCUUUUCCUGAUGCCUUUCAAUUGAGCCACAGUCUUGGGGGUCCGAAGGAGUGGGCGCUACGGACGGCUCCACCAACCCUGCCUGUGAUGGCCAGGUCCCCACCGCGUGGCUCUGAGGGUCAUCCCCCUGAAGGGAGGCAGGCAGGCUCCCGUUCUUCCUCUCUCCUUCCCUCCCUCCUUCUUUCUUUUCUCCCUCCCCGCCUCCCCUCGUCCCCUCCCCGGGCAGGCCGAGCUACCGCUUGGCUCCGUCACCUCCCAGGGCGGGCUCGCCGAGGCGCCGGGGUGACCCUUGUCGUCGUCGUCCUCGUCGCUGGAUCGCACUGACAGUGUUUCUUUCUCACGGGGUCCCGGGACCAAAACUGAGAGGGCCGGGUUUCGGGCUUGCUGGGGGCAGUGGGGGCAGUGGGUUCUGGUUUUAAAUAAAAUCGACAACUUUGUAUAAUCAGGAGUUGAAAACGGGCACCGGGACAUUUGGGCAGAGGAGUUAACUCUUAUUUCUACAGUGUUAAAAGUGCACUUAUAUGCUGGUUUAUUUAGUACGUCUUGGGGGAAAAGAAGAGAUUGCAACUAGGAAGGAGAUUGUUACUGUUUUUCUUUUUUAAAAAAAGGCUUAAGGCAGAUUUUAAGACUUAUAAAAUGUUGAAGCAAUUAUAAACAAGGCUAGACCCUUUGAAAAAAAGUUUAGAAGAUAUUCUUAAAGUAAAUUUUUAUAGUGUUAAUUUUGUAAUAAUUUAUGUUUUACUAUAUUACAGAGCUAACUGACCCGAAUAGUUUCAGAAACAAUGUGAAACUUAGGAAAGUUUGAGCAAUGUUUAUAUUUUUAAAACGUUCUUUGAAUUAUGUUUUUAUUGUACAUUUCUUCAAACUGAAAAGCGUGUACAUAUCUUGGUUAUUUUUGCACAAUUUUUUUGUCUUCAGUUUUAGGAGCAGAGAAGUCUGUUGAUUUUUAUAAUUUAUUUUGAGUUGUACAACCUGCAGGAGUUAAAACAGGAAAAAAGAAAUCUCCAACACGGCGACCCUCUGUGCUUCCUGGACUGCCGUCGUUUAUAGCUCCGGAGGGAAAGCGAAGGUUUGGAGAUUUUCGUGGCUGCUUCUGAGAAUCUGUCUCCUCGGUGACUCAAUGAGCGCUUCAGGAACUGUCUGGGUUUCUACACCUCUCUCGGCUGGUGAGCUCGGAGGGCGCGAACCGCCAACCACCACCGCCUCUGCCCUUCCGAACCCGCUCUGCCCGCGACCAGGGCGCUUCUGGAAAACCUAGCAGAAAGCGAAACCCACACACAGCCCCACACACUUCACCGCAGACCGUUGGCUUAUUUUGUGACGGAUUGGAGUUUUCAGCAUGAGAAGUGAAGUGGAAAUAAAAGGGUUUUUUUUUUUCUUUUUUGUUAUUUUUUUUUCUUUUAAUGGAGCAAAACUGGAUCGGGGCCUCACGAGCGGGCUAAAGUGUUGCCCUCUCACCCGCCUCCGACCCGUCAGCCAUCUCCACCUCCCGCCCCCAACCCCUCGCUCCCUCCCAUCCCGUCUGCCUGAAGAUAUUGUGAUUUUUGUCUCCAGCAAUAGAAGGCUCAGAAGCUUUGGUUGUUCCACAUACGCAAUGCAUAGACCUGUCAGCCAUAAAAAAAAAAAGUGACUUGGAAAACUUGUAUGCCUUCUUUUGUAUCGAUGUACCGAUUGUAAAUAAUGCAGAUCGACCUUUGUAGAGAAUAGUUUAUACAGCAUAUUCUAUUAUUGCUGAUUCUCAGUGAACUGUUGUUUUAAAAAAAAGAAAAAAAAGACAUUUUUCUAUUUACACCUUCUAUUUUGUUAUGCUGUUCCCCGUGGCACUUUAACAAAACUCUUUGGGUUUUGCCUAGCUGGUCAGCCAUGGGAAUAUUAAAUAACUGUUGUUGCACAGAAAAAGAAUUUGCACCUGCUCUCUUGUGCUUUCCUACUACAGAUUUUAGAACCUUUUCCAGAAGACUUUUGAAGACGCAUGUCCAAUCAUUCGAAAACAAUGCCAUAUUGUAGAGUGGAUUUCUUUUCUACGAUCCAUGUUUUGUAACACUAAGUAUUUUCAUCCUUUGUCCCGCACCUUUCUCUAAUAGCCCUCUCCGGUAGAAUUCAUUCCACGCUUGUGAUAAUUGUAAGCAGAAUAAAUGUCUAAAGUCGGUGUAAAUAGUAAAUCCUACAGCUUACAGUUUUAAAGGAGAAGAAGCAGCAGACAUAGCUGGAUCUGAGGAUACUGCCGUGGUUCAGUGUCGGGCGGGGAGGAGAUUCGAGUGAGCGAUUGUAUUUUGGGGUUUUGCUUUCUUUUUUUUUUUUCUUUUUUCCUUUUUUUUUUGGUA